UCCACGGAGACCACUUGUCUGCAGCACAGGGUAGAGCACCUGAUGACAUGUAAGCUGGGGACUCAGAAAGUCCAAGAGCCCAAGGAUGCCCUGAAGAAGCUGCAGGACAUGGACGCUCAGGGCCGGGUGUGGAGUCAGGACUUGUUCCUGCAGGUCAGAGAUGGCUGGCUCCAGCUGCUGGACAUCGAGACAAAGGAAGAGCUGGACUCUUACCACCUGGACAAUAUCCAGGCCAUGGACGUGGCGCUCAACACUUGCUCCUACGACUCUGUCCUGUCCAUCACAGUACGGGAAUCAGGCCUGCCAGGCACCAGCACCCUGUUCUUCCAGUGCCAGGAAGUGGGGGCAGAGCAACUGAGGACCAACCUGCAGAAGGCCCUGAAGGAAGACCAACAGCAAAAACCCCAAUCCGGAGCCCUUUACUCAAGCCAAGACAGAUGGAGGGGGCCCCCUCUGGAAAGGCCAUUCUCUAAGGAGCAGUUACCCCUUCAGGAGCAAGGGCCUUCUCCAGAACAGCCCUACUGGAUGACCCAAGAGCACAACAUGCCACCAUCCCCAAGAUCCCUGCCACACAACUUCAAUGCCCGAGAACCAAGCGCCUUGCCUCCUCCAAGGGAGUCCCCAUCCCCCGAUAACCCAGAGAGGGAUGAGGAGAUACUAAACCACGUCCUUCAAGACAUCGAGCUGUUUGUGGGAAAGCUGAAAGACGCCCAGGGAAAGAACAGUCAUAAGAAGAGACUGGGGAAGAAAAAGGGCAAGGAUCAGUGGGGGAUAACACAGGCACAGUACAUCGAUUGCUUCCAGAAAGUCAAGUACAGCUUCAACCUCUUGGGGAAGCUGGCCAUCUGGCUACAGGACAAGAACGCCUCCGAGUUUGUGCACAUCCUCUUCCAACUUCUAGACUUUAUCCUGGCCCACUGCUCUGAGCCCAGCCUAGCCACCCGUGUGAUUUCACCCCUCCUCACCCCCAAAGCCAUUGACCUGCUGCAGUCCUGCCUAAGCCCACAUGAGAGUGACUUCUGGAAGGCUCUGGGUGUGGCCUGGACUACCAGCCGGGCCGACUGGACAGGCAGUGAACCCCCGCCUUACCAACCCACAUUCUAUGAUGGCUGGAAGCUUCCAGAACACUCCAACCAGGCACCCUCAGGAUACCAGGACUCUACUUCCCCCCGCCCUGCAUUAGGGAGCACCUACUUCACUCAAGAGGAGACACAUAACCAUGGCCUUCAGCCCGGGGACCCCAAUCACGUGCCCUCCAGCCCCAGAUUUGCCAAGCCAGCCCUGAAAAUGCAAGUUCUCUAUGAAUUUGAAGCUAGGAACCCACAGGAACUGACUGUGGCCCAGGGAGAGGUGCUGGAGGUUCUGGACCAGAGCAAGCGGUGGUGGCUGGUGAAGAAUGAGAAGGGACAGAGCGGCUACAUUCCCAGCAACAUCCUAGAGCACCAACAGUUGGGGUCCCAGAACCAGCCGCCUUCUCGGGUGCCAAUGCUUCGACCUAGCUCAACACCUGAGGAGGUCACAGCAUGGCUGCAGGCAGAGAACUUCUCUACCAUCACGGUGAGGAGCCUUGGGUCCCUGAGAGGGGACCAGCUGCUUCACAUGAGACCUGGGGAGCUCCAGAUGCUGUGUCCGCAGGAGGCGCCCCGGGUCCUGCCGCGGUUGGAAGCUGUCAAACGGAUUCUAGGGAUGAGUCAUUAGGCACCAGCCCAAACACCUCUAAGACCAAGAGCCUCUCACAAGCAAGAUGGCAGAUCUGAUUCUUUGUGAAGCCCUGAGAAGUCCACUCUGACGUCCCCAGUUUGCAGCAAACCCCUCAUCCCAGCUCACACAGCAAAGAGAACGAGCAAGCCCAGAGGUUGGGACAAAUGGUUCCCUUUCUCACUGUGUUGAGGGACCCCCUCUGUCCCCGAGUUACCACCUAUUUAUUGUAUCUCUUUCCUAAGCCUGGAGCACUAAUGCCAGAUUUGUUGGGACUCCGCUCAGCCCCUUUCCUCCCCAAUAAAAAGCAUCUUUGAGCUUCGUA
Messenger RNA from Suricata suricatta (meerkat), 2023 nucleotides. RefSeq names its product EPS8 like 3 (gene EPS8L3). The transcript has 17 exons. Gene Ontology annotation, molecular function: actin binding. The coding region runs from base 43 to 1698 and encodes 551 amino acids. Gene Ontology annotation, cellular component: plasma membrane; vesicle; ruffle membrane. NCBI's taxonomy places the organism in Eukaryota, Metazoa, Chordata, Mammalia, Carnivora, Herpestidae. Gene Ontology annotation, biological process: regulation of Rho protein signal transduction; positive regulation of ruffle assembly; Rho protein signal transduction. The record is from RefSeq and is a predicted model, not a curated record.